AUGCGCCACCCUGCCUCAUGCGCCGCCGCUGCCCCAUGCGCCACUGCUGCCUGCACAACCAUGGCGCGGCCCCUGCCCAUUGUAGUUGCUACGAACCACUCGAACCACGCGAGAGGGGAGAGGGGGGCGGCGCCGCGGCCUCGCGGAGAGGGGGGGCCGCGGCGCCGCGACCGUGCGGAGAGGGGAUUCCGGGCCGUGCGGAGAGGGGGGGGCGCGGUGCUGCGGUUGUGCGGAGAGGGGGGGGGCACGGGUUGCGUAGAGAGGGGGGCCGCAGGCAGCACGGAGAGGGGGAGCCGCGACGCCGCGGCUGCGCGGAGAGGGGGAGCCGCGACGCCGUGGCCGCGCGGAGAGGGGGGGUUGCGGCCGCACGGGCAGGGGGCCGCGGCGCCGCCAUCGCGCGAAGAGGGGGCUGCGGCGCCGCCGUCUCCCGAAGAGGGAGGCGCGGCGCUGCCGUCGCGCGAAGAGGGGGCCGCGGCACCGCGGUCGCGGGGAGAGAGGGAGCUGCGGCCGCGCGGAGAGGAGGGCGCGGGCCGCGGCGCCACGGCAGCACGGAGAGGGGAAAGAGGAGCGGCAGUGGUUAAACCAGGCAAUGCAGGCGGCGGUGGUGGACAUAGUGCAGCGGAUGAAGGAGAUCAGUAUAGGGUCACUGAGGAGGGGCUGCUGUGUUGCCCUCUCAUGCUCUUGUCUUGCUCGUUUCCCUUGUCCACCCUUCAUCCCUUCGUUCCUCGCAUUCACUUCUCCCACCCCCUUCCUGUCCCCGCCACCAGGGAGGAGGAGCGGCAAUGGUUGAAUCAGGCCAGGCAAGCGGCGGUGGAGGAUGUUGUUCAAAGGAUGAAGGAGAUCAGCAUGGUCAUGGCCAUCACUGAGGAGGGGCUGCUGGCCUCACACUCUCUCCUCAUUCUCGUUUCCCUUGUCCGUGCGUUCCCCCUUUCUGAGGAGGAGUGGCAAUGGUUCAACCAGGCCAUGCAAGCAGCGGUGGUCGACAUAGUGCAGUGGAUUAAGGAGAUCAGCAUGCAGCCCUCUGAGUGUCUUUCUCCCUCCUUACCUCCCUCCCCGCCGACAGACCUGAAAGCCAUAGGAGGCUUGGAGCCGCCGCUGCGUUUCCUCAAGUCCCCCCAUGCAAUCCUCCGCGCGCGGGCGGCAGAGAUGGUAACCACCAUGGUGCAAAACAACGAAAAGAGCCAAAUCAACGUGAUGGAUGCGGGCGCCCAUCUGACCCUCAUGGAUAUGAUUCUGCACGAUGUUGACGUCACUGCCAGAACCAAGGCCGUGGGGGCAAUUUCAUCCUUGGUACGCCGUAAUUCAGAAGGCAUGGUGUCCCUUCAAGCCCUCGUCGGCAUUAACCGACUCACCUCGUUAAUAUCCUCUGCCGCUCAACCCACCAACGACACCACCACCACCACAGACACCAGCAGCAGCACCACCACCACCACCACCAAGCUCCUUCUUAAGGCCCUCCAUCUGGCGCUCUAUUUUCUACAGCAAUUCCCUUCUGACCAUCCCUUGGCUCUCUCCUCUGGCCUGCUCGCCUUGCUGCUACAGCCGGGGAUGGUGGGGUCCCAGGACGGGGAUGGGGAUGAGGUUUCUGGAGUAGAGGUGGUUAUUGGGGCCAGAAUGGAGGCUAUAUCUGCCCUGCAGAAGCGCCAAAGCCGAUGA
Molecule: messenger RNA, 1656 nt
Organism: Closterium sp. Naga37s-1
Lineage: Eukaryota; Viridiplantae; Streptophyta; Zygnematophyceae; Desmidiales; Closteriaceae
Source: the annotation of a GenBank genome assembly